Penicillium brasilianum is the source of this 3610-nucleotide messenger RNA. NCBI's taxonomy places the organism in Eukaryota, Fungi, Ascomycota, Eurotiomycetes, Eurotiales, Aspergillaceae. The record is from the annotation of a GenBank genome assembly.
GAUAAUCUCCGGGACGCUUCUUUCUGCUCGUUCCAUCGCCUUCCUUUAGCUCCUCUCUAGUCCCCCCCAAGGGCCGGUUCGGCGUCUUCCUCCCCCAAGAUUUUUCUGUCUGGACGCCCCUCCUACUACGCCGACCUUCCCUUCCCCUCUUCCUCCCCCUCCACCCCUCUUCGCUUUUCACUCCAAACACUUAUCCGUGGAGAGUCUUUGCGGAUGCUGCCCCGCGACUGAGGGUAUCCGGUACUUACUCUGCAGCCCCCGACAAAUUACCUCCUCCAAUUUACCAUAAUAUACACGAGAUGAAUUAUCCUCCGCAACAGGGUCAGGGUCGUGGUCAGCCACGCCUGGGGGCGACCUGGUAUCCAGGGGGGCAGGAUGACUUUUACAUGCCAGAGGUCAUCUCCCCCUCCCCUCAAAGGGUCAUGCCCGAGGUCCCCGAGAAUAUGCAAGACAACAUCGCGCAGAUGGAACACCGCGCCUAUGACCCCCGCCGCGCCCAGCCACAGUCGCCCGCGCAAUACGCUCCCCGGACCCAGUUUCCAGAGCGCACCUCUUCUGCGGUUCAGAGCCAACCCCAGCAAGCCCAGGCUCACGAUCACGGCGCCUACGCGCAGUCCGCGACUUAUGAUAGCAUGGACCAUCCUAAUUUCUCCCCGUUCCCCGUUUUGCGGAACCCUCCGCCCAAUGUCCCGCCCACCGAUGAGCAGCGCGAAGCGAAUCUUGAACGCGCCCGCAUGGCCGUUCUGUCUACCACCGACCCGGAGAUGCAAUUGGCAUGGGCACAGGAUGCGCUCGCCUUUGUCGAGGUCGCUGCGCAGAACGAGGCUCGUUUGUCGACCACCCAACCCCCGCGCCCUCACACGCCCCAGGUGGAGCGUCAGCUGCGCACGGAUGCGAUGAAUAUAGUCAAUUUUUUGGCCGGGCAGCAGCACCCCAAAGCCGAGUUUAUCAAGGGAAUGUGGCUGGAGUUUGGCAAGUUUGGGUAUCGCGUCGACCGGAAGGAAGCAUUCCGCUCUUAUACGCGGGCGGCGGAGAAGGGAUAUGCGCGCGCCGAGUAUCGCAUUGGUAUGCAGUUUGAAAGCUCUGGAGAGCCGGAGAAGGCCAUUCGACACUAUGAGCGCGGUGUUUCAAUGUCGGAUUCUGCCUCGUACUACCGUCUGGGGAUGAUGAUUCUCCUCGGACAGCAUGGCCAGCGUCAGGACUAUCGGAGAGGGUUGGAGUAUAUAAGAUUGGCCGCGCAAUCCUGCGACCAGAACGCGCCACAGGGUGCCUAUGUCUACGGUAUGCUCUUGGCCGGUGAGCUGCCUCAAGUUAGCGUUCCCGAGCCUUACCUCACUCCCGAUCUUAACAUUGCCCGUGUCAACAUCGAAAAAGCUGCAUACCAUGGAUUCGCCAAGGCCCAGGUCAAAAUGGGUGCUGCAUACGAGCUUUGUCAGCUGCAAUGUGAUUUCAACCCCGCGCUGUCCUUGCAUUACAAUGCGCUCGCCGCCCGCCAGGGCGAACCGGAAGCUGAGAUGGCCAUUAGCAAAUGGUUCCUUUGUGGACACGAGGGUGUCUUUGAGAAGAAUGACGAGCUGGCAUUCACGUAUGCUCAACGGGCAGCACAAAGUGGUCUCCCCACCGCCGAAUUCGCCUUGGGCUACUUCUAUGAGGUCGGUAUCUUUGUUCCCGUUGAUAUUAGGGAAGCUCGGAGCUGGUAUGCCAAAUCCGCUGCUAGCGGCAACAAAGAUGCGUCCUCGCGCAUUGAUAGCAUCUCGCGAUCAAAGACUUUGUCCAGGAAAGAUCACGAAAAGGUUGCCAUUUCUCGUAUAAAGUCGACCCGUUAUGCCCACCAGCGUGGUAAUUCGUUGGAAUCAACUCCCGAGAACAUUGAGAUGCCCGACCCUUCACGCAUGAGCCUCAACGACCAACCCCCCGCCGCCGCUCCCUACCCUGAUCGAGUGGGCUCUGCUCGUCCUCGCCCCCCCGGCCAGCAGAACUACCAAAUGCCUGAUCCCCGCCCAAGCUCCGCAUUCGGUGUCAACCCGAAUCUUCGCCAAAAUGGUCCUCCGGGUCCCGGAUAUGGUGGGCCACCAGGACAGCCGGGAGGUCGCAGCCCGACCUACGGCCCUGGUGGGCCCGGUGGUCCUCCUGGUGGUCCUCCUGGCGGUCCUCCUGGCGGUGCUCCUGGCAUGAAUUACCGCCAGCAUAGCCCGGGUGGUCUCAGUGGCCCAACCAGCCCCCAGUCCGUGAACAUGAUGAGCCCCAGCGGCACGCCUCGAUUGGACAUCGGGUACUCUGCCCCUGUUCCACCUCCAGGUGCGGACCGUCGUCGUCCUGCACGUCUCGACUCUGCUCCGCCAGACCGCAAGCCCGUGCGAACUCCCGUCUCUGGCCAUGGCCCUGGUCCUGGCCCUCUGCCCUCGCCUCGUCACCCUACAUCGCCUAGGCCAAUCGGUUCCCCUCAAUCUGCCAACUUCCCUCCGCGCAACGAGUCGCGCCAGCCAUCUAGAAGCUCGGCUUCGUCAACGCCACAGCCACCGGUGGGCCCACUACCUGCACAGCAGCCGCCCCAGCAGCAGCAGCCUAAGCCUGCUGCGCCACCAUCCAAGGGCCCCAAGACGUUUGAGGAAAUGGGUGUCCCCAGUGCGAAGAACGACAGCGAUUGCAUAAUAAUGUAAUUGAUACCCCGGACGCUGUUCGUUCUCGACUGAAACCACUUUCCCUCCUUGGCCAUCCCAUACAUAUCUGUGGGCGUACCCAUUUUGCCAUAUUUUGGUCUUUUUACUUUCCAACAUUACCUCUUCAUUUCUUUGCCGUUUUUUUUUUUUUUUUUUUUUUUUUUUUUUUUUUUUUUUUUUUUUUUUCUUUCCUUCGUUUUCUUAUACCUUCUUGUAAUCCGGGGGCCUUCUCAAAAUUACAUCUGUUGACUGGGGGGUGAAUCGGUCCUACUGAUUUUGCGUUUUCCCCCGAAUCUCUUUCCCACAUAUUUGCAUUUACGCUCCGGAUAUCUUGGCUGCCCUGGGCCCUUUGGACAUAUGGUUAUUAGGCUGUUUUGAUUUUUUAGAGAUGAGAUGUAGUCUUUCAUGAGAAGCGUUCAAAAUGCAUUCGUCUAGUUGUGCUGUGUAUUCUUAUUUUCAUCGAUAUGAAUCGUGUGUAGAGGAUUCGCUUCUGGCGUGGUGUGUCUUCUUUUGGACACCUCCCCUCAUCUUCUUCAAUUUCCGUCCCAACUCUCACCUCCAAUCCGAGGCCACUCGACUAGGCCUUUGCCAAAAUCACCACCAGCAUGGCACCUCGCAAGGAAAAGGGCGACAAAGUGGCUCGGACUGAUGGUGUGUUUGUGGAGCUUGACUAGCGUUGCGAGGAUUGAAUACUAACGAGGUGUUAAGAUGCCACUCUGAUUCUGGAUUACCUACGUGAGUUCUUCCGGUGCCCUUGUAUCUGCUUGAUCAUUAGAAUCUUAAUGCGGUUGCAGGUGAACAAAAGUCUGUCAUCCUGACCCUUUCCGUGUGAAGUAUUAACGCUGACUCGCCGAUUGGUACGGCACAGUCGUCCCUACUCGGUAUGUACUCUGGUCCCAACAUAUUUCGAGUCAGAAAUAGCUGAGUUCGUUGACUGUAGGCGAUUGAUG